Molecule: messenger RNA, 906 nt
Organism: Rangifer tarandus platyrhynchus (Svalbard reindeer)
Lineage: Eukaryota; Metazoa; Chordata; Mammalia; Artiodactyla; Cervidae
Source: the annotation of a GenBank genome assembly
AUGGCGACGUUUGUGGGGACGACACCCGGGGGAACGACUCCCGCGGGAAUGACUCCGGCGGGAACCACACCCGAGUCGGAGAAAGAUGCUGAAUUCCAGGAGCAUGAAAAGAUUCUGUCUCCAGAUUUUCUUUCAGUUGCCCAGAUCAUUGAAAUACUAGCAGAGGAUGUAGAUGGAGUUCAACAGAAACUAGAAAAGUUUUUGAAUUUCAAAAAUCUUCAAACCUGUUUAAAGGAAGCCAGUCUACUAGAUUAUUAUGUAUCUGGAUUUUUGUGGGCAAAAGGAAUGGACUUUUCUGUUAUUCAGUAUUCAAAAUUUAUGACUUUACUAGAUAUGCUACUUCAUAAUCUUAGAACACUGCAUAUGUCCUUAGAAGACAGCAUAAAAUGGCUUGGAGAAGUUAUGGCUGAAAUAGGACCAUCACACAAAAAUGAAAAAUGGAAUAUCUUUGAUGUGAAACAAGCCAAUGCUAUUGUUGAUUACUUGAAAAUCAGCUUAUUUCAACACUACAAGCUGUAUGAGUUUCUGUUCUUCUCUGUCAGGGAAGAAAUUGUGAUAGGAACUGAGCAAUUGAUAGAGGUUGUGAAUCCAGCAGAUCACCCUUUCCCUGAUCCUCUAGAAGAAGGGAUCUCAUUUGAUAUUUACUCAACAUUCAUAGAGCCACCUCCACCAUUGGAUAUGGAAAUAAAGGGGUUGAAUCAAGAACAAGGCCCUGAAGAGUCCCAGCCAGAAGCCGAUACUUCAGAAACUGAUCUGUUAGUUGGUUUCACCAUUGAAGAGAUAAAAUCGGUGCUGGACCAAGUCACAGAUGACAUUUUAAUCAGCAUUCAGACCGAGAUAAACGAAAAGCUGCAAAUGCAGGAAGAGGCCUUUAAUGCACGAAUAGAAAAACUGAAAAAGGCCUGA